Molecule: messenger RNA, 1038 nt
Organism: Epinephelus lanceolatus (giant grouper)
Lineage: Eukaryota; Metazoa; Chordata; Actinopteri; Perciformes; Serranidae
Gene: tcf23
Product: transcription factor 23
Biological process (GO): regulation of transcription by RNA polymerase II; developmental process
Molecular function (GO): DNA-binding transcription factor activity, RNA polymerase II-specific; RNA polymerase II transcription regulatory region sequence-specific DNA binding; protein dimerization activity
Source: RefSeq, a predicted model, not a curated record
GUGAUGCACUGAGAAGCAGUCGGGGAUUGUGGGUUUUUUGGGGGGUCUGGGUGGACCCACAGAGGCCUGGUGAACUCUGGAGAAGAGCUUGGAGAUGCUUGUUGGUCCUCUGCAGCUACAGAAAAGAAUGUGUAUGAGAUCAGAUGAGUGAUUUCAGCUGUUCUCGAGCCAGUAUUUAUAUCUACACUAGACUUUUAUAAAGCUUUCAGAUUAGAUGGAAAGAUGACCUCAGACUGUGUUCUGUAGUGUAUUUACCAAAACACUUAGUGAAUGAUACUUCACAACAAUCUCCAACACGGGAGAGCAAACCUCCAUCCAGCCAAUGAAAACAGACUGAACGAAAGUGAAUUUAGUUCUCAAGUCUUCAGGAGAGUUUGCUGCAUCGCUUAGGCAGCACCCAUGGCGGUGAAUCCUCUGGAAGGGCUCAUGUCGGUUGCAGCGAACCACCAGCUGGUCUCAUGCUCUACAGCUGAGCCACAGAGGCAGCAGCCCUGCGCAGCCGGCAGUCCAGCAUCCCUGCACGGACAUAGGCAGAGCACACGCAACAGCCAGGAGCCCAGGAAGUGGGUGCAGUCUGUGUGUGGGUCCAAGUCAAACUCUGGUUCUGGCUGUGGGUCUGCAAUCCAGUCCAGGACAAUAAGGGGUCAGCACUCCCCAGAAAAUGCAGCUCGAGAGAGGAGCCGUGUACGCAACCUGCGACAGGCCUUCCACAGCCUGCAGGCUGCUCUGCCCUCAGUCCCACCAGACACCAAGCUGUCCAAGCUGGAUGUUCUGGUCCUGGCUACGAACUACAUAGCUUACCUAACAGAGACGCUGGACCAGGGAGGGACGCUUGCUGAGCACACCCUACCGUCCAGGCCAGGUGGAUACCUGCAUCCUGUCAAGAAGUGGCCCAUGCGUUCCCUGCUCUACUGUGGCAGCGUGGGAGAGCUGUUGUCAGGAGCCCCAGCCAAUCAGACCCUUCCACCUGGACAGGACGGAACACACCCGCUGACCCCCACCUUAGAGGCUGACAAAGAGUGAUAGCAGAGCAUGGGU